This is a messenger RNA of Nicotiana tabacum (common tobacco), 642 nucleotides long. RefSeq names its product protein ACCELERATED CELL DEATH 6-like. The record is from RefSeq and is a predicted model, not a curated record. NCBI's taxonomy places the organism in Eukaryota, Viridiplantae, Streptophyta, Magnoliopsida, Solanales, Solanaceae. Gene Ontology annotation, molecular function: protein binding.
AUGCCUAUGGAUAAGCUGUUAUACGUAGCUGCCAAAGAAGGUAACAUGGAGGUUCUGGAACAAUACAAGGAUAAGUUCGCCACCGAAUUAACUCCUUAUAACAACACGGUCCUCCAUGUUGCAGCUCAGCAUGAUGGUUUCAAUCGACCGAAAUCCCCCAUAGGUUUUCUUGAUAUGGCAGGUCCGAACUUGUUCUUCAGCUUGAACUGUAACGGGGAUACUUUUAUUCAUGUGGCUGCUAGAAAUGGCAAUCUUGAGAUCAUUAAAGCUUUUAUCAACUACACGAAAAAUUGUGGAGGGCUCGGGAUUGUUCGUGAUAUAGAAGCUGACAUUCAAAAACUGCUGAGUAUUACCAAUAACGAUGGAAAUACGGCCUUGCAUGAAGCUGUAAUGCAUGGGCGGCGUAGUGACGACAUGGUAGAAUUAUUGGUUAAAGAAGAUGCUGCUUUCUCACAUCCGCCUAAUAAAGCCGGGAAAAGUCCACUGUAUCUUGCUGUGGAAAGAGGAGAUAAUGUUUCUGUUGAAUUGAUUCUGAACAACUGCGCUUCACCAUCUUAUGCUGGCCCUAUUGGCGCAACUGCGCUACAUGCAGUUGUAAUGCAUCCUUUCCCUACUACAGUUUAUAAUGACAGUUGUGCUUGA